This is a messenger RNA of Xyrichtys novacula (pearly razorfish), 10470 nucleotides long. The record is from the annotation of a GenBank genome assembly. Lineage: Eukaryota; Metazoa; Chordata; Actinopteri; Labriformes; Labridae.
GGAGACAAUUACGGUAACACCAUCGCGUAUGCAUGCUAAACAAACCUGAAGUGAGUUUUUCUGAAUGAAUGAAAUCAGUAAAUGAUGCAAAAAUAGUAAAGAUGCAAACUAGCUGUUCUGCUAACUCAGUGUUUGAAAAUUAAUGCAAUAAGGUAACUAGCUAAGAGGCAGAAUCCCUCAAUAGAUCCUGAACGGUGGAAACAUUAAACAUAAGUCUAAGUAGAGGUCGGGACCAGUCUAUGGUCGUGACGUGCCGGUUUGACUCGGUCCCCACUUGGUCCACGGCAGCAUGCAGGCUGAGUUUCGGGCUCCCCGGAGACGGACCCGGGUCUAUGAGGAGUACGAGGCUCCGCUGCCGGUGAGCCGCGACGCGGAGGAGAAAAGCCACUUCAGGGCGGAGUUCAUCAACCAGCAUGUGCUCGUCCAUCACCCGGACCACAUCCACAAGAUCCACAACCAGGUCCGAGUUCGUCCAUUUUAGUCAAGCUUGGUCUGAGUUAGUCCAUAUUAGUCAAAUCAGGUCUAAAAGCAGUCCUUAUAGUUCACACCAAGUCUGAAUACAUCCAUAUUAAUACAUCAGAAAUCUGUCACUUCAAACAGUCCUGAGUUCAUCCAAAUCAAAGACUCCUGUCAUUAAAACCAGUUAAUUGUGUUAACCCGCAAAAUGGCACAAGGACAACAUAGCAGAUAGAUUUUUUUUGUAUUGUUGUAGCUUAGAAGUUUUUGUUCAACGCAGUUUUUUUUUUUUAAAUUUGAUCUUAUUUUGUAUUGAUUUCACAUAUCAAUAUUCCAUCAACAUUUUACAUAUAUUGGACAAAUUUCCAACAGUAUAUAAUAUUUCUCCACCGUAGAGCAGAGACAUAGUUAGACAUAAACUUCUUAAGUAAAGUUACAGUAGAGUAACUGUGUAGUAAAAUGAAACACUUUUCCCUCAUGUCCUUAUUUUCACACCUCUCUUGUAUUGUCUCGUUUCUCCUGUUGGAGGGUAAAUAUAAUAAACAUAUGAAUAAUGAACAGGUUUGUAGCCUGAACCAAGGGUGUCAAUAGUCUACAAUACACAAUGCCUUCACUUCACAAAGUCUGCUCUCAAUUAAGACACAAAAUUAACCCAGUUUUUUUAGUAGUUUUCGAAAGUAUCUGUUUUAGUCUAGAUGAGUAAAUCAGCUUCUCCAUUCUAUACAUAUCAAUGAGUACCUCUACCCAAUCCUCUAUUUUUGGUGAAUCUGUUUUUAGCCAAUUUCUGGUGAUGGCCUUUUGAGCCGCCAUUAACACUAUUCGAAAUAUAUUUUUCUUCUGACCUUGUCAUUCAGCGUAGUUUUAAUGCCAGCAAACUUUUUUUAAUUUAAGUUGUGAGAGGAGCAACCAAACAGGUAAAAAGUUGUGUCCAUGGCAUGGGUGUCAUACACAUCUGUCAUGGUUCCAUUAAUGUUGAACUAUAUAAACAGAUUUAGGAGUAACAUAUGCUGCUAUCCAGACAGUGACUUUUUUUAGGGAAGACCCUCAUAUUUCAGUAAGACAAUGACAAACCACAUUCUGCAGGAAUUACUCUGCAUGGCUCUGUAGUAGAAGAGUCUUGCUGCUGCUGCUGCCAUCUUUGUAUCUUAGGCUGAACCGGUUCUGUCUUGUUUCAGGGUUAUUUUGGUAAAGGGAUCCUCUCCAGAGCCAGACCAGACCACAGCAUCUCCGACCAAUGGGAGCGUGAGUUUACAACAACAGUAUGACAUCAUCAGCAGUCUGGCCUGAUCAGUGCCGCUCUCUGCAGUCAGCUGGUCUCUGUUUCUGUUUCAGAACAUGAAGGCCUGAUGCUACCUGUCGUCACACAGUCCAGGUGAGUGAUGUCACGAGUUCACCUGAAACUUCACAUUAUGCUGCUCUCAGAUAAUCCUCCCUAUUUUACUCUUCUUCUCCUCGCCUCCCUCAUCCUUUUUCUCUCAACAACUCCUCUUCUUAUUUCCUCCCCAUCUUUUCCACUCCACCUCCUCACUUUCUUCCUCUUAACUUCUCUUACUUUUCUCCUUCUCUUCAUCUUAUUCUUUUGUUCCUCCUUCCCAACAUCAUAAAGCUGUUAACUGCAGUCUCCUCUGUUCUUUAUCUGUCACUUCCUCCUUUCUCCUCCCUCAGGUAUGAGGAGCUCCUCAGUUGGGCAGGUUCAGUACUCUACGCUCAGGGAUUGGAUGAAGACGCUGUCAAUCAAACACUGCUUGGACUGUCUCAGCCAGUAGACGUGGAGGAUGUAAGGAGGGAGAUGGAAGGAGGAGAGAAUGGACAGAGGAGAGAAAAGGAGGUGAAAGAGGAGGAGCCAGGAACAGAGGGCGGAGUCUGUCCUCAGACAAAAAGGCCACUGGACGAGUCAAAGGUGGAGCCGGAGACCAAGAGGUGCAACAGGUAAAGUUUGUUCUCUGUUCACUGUUUCCAAACUCUUGCUUCCAUUGUGUUGAUCAGGAAACUACAGAGUGCCUUCACUCCUGCAGGGUGAUAGUUUUUAGUUUUUUUCAAUCUUGUGCACACAGUGUUACACAUCUUCUGGGAAGUAGUAAAGCAUGUCUGUCCGUCUGUCUCUGACUGAAUCAUAAAUGUUUUAAAAGUCAUAUGGGACCAUGCAUCACUUCUUCACUUUAAGAGCUUUGACUUAAUUUCUGUGAUAAUAUUCAUGAAAUAAAAUACAAGAUUCACCAGAUUUCAUAAAAAAUUUGGCUUGUGUUUUGUUUUGAUUCAGAAGGACAUUUCUCACUUUUCAUCCAGCAGUUGUUAGCUCAAAAGCACAUGUGCACAAUGGCUACAGACACACACAUGGAUACACACACCUCUCUCCUCCUGUUCCUCUCUCCCUGCUCUCCUCUUUCCACCUGUGGCUGCCUGAUAGUUCGUACCACUAUUGCACCACUGUGUUAAAGAAACUGCAGUCCACCUUCAAUCUUAUCGGGGUGAAUUAACUAAAUGCAAAAAGGACAACAACAACAAAGUGGUCUCAGUCUUAAACAACAAGGUGACAUGCUUUCUAACUGUCAUCAGCAGCUGCUAAAAAAACAGCAUCGGUGGACCUCUAAAUCAAGCACCUGGAGGGAUUAAAGUCUGUGAGUGUGAAGAUUAGGGCUGUACAAUCAGGCAUCUUUUUGCAACAUCUUUUGAGUAGCCUCCUGUUGGUCAAAGCUUGUGGGGGCAUUUAUGCAUUGACUUUGAUCCAUUGACACAGGGGCUGUCUCCUUUUACUACUCAGGAUGAUCUUAUGUCUCUUAUUCUUUCAUGCACUGUAGUUGUGCUACUUAUGAACCUGUUGCACAUCCAGUUGCUGUUUAUCAUCUUUGUUGUUGACCUGCUGUAUUUCUUGUUAAGGUUUUUUGUAGUUCAGAACUUUGAAAUUUGAUGAACUCUUGUUUAUUCAGGUCAGAGUCACAGGACCUGAAUCCUGUCUGUGAUCUGAGCCCUAGCUCAGAUCAGGAAUCAGACUCCAACCAUGACCCCACCUCAGACUCAGACUCUGACUCCGACUGUGAUCCUGAUCCUUUGGUCCCAGGUCCUGGGUUUGUCCUGGUCUCUGAUGGUGAGGUGAGUCUGGUGUCUGAUUUUAAGUUAUAACAAAGUUAAAACAUGAAUGUAACCUCAGGUACUCCACCGGGUGGAGCUGAGGCCUUAAUUUCUCACACUGUCAUUCAACUAAGCCACGCCUCUACUUUAAAAAAAAUCCACACUCUUAGCCUUGAUAGUUUUUAAAAGGGUGUUUUAUUAAAAAAAAAAUAAAAAAACGUGCAUUUUUCACGAAUAGCUAAAUAGACUGUAGAGACUUAAUCUGUUUUUAACCAAAGCUGUAUACUUAUUUAUUCAAUGAGUGUUUUUACAUGGGGCUUAAAAGCAGAAAAUUAGAAUGUUUUUAUUCUUUUUUUUUGUGGAUUGUCUUGUUAACAUGACAGUUCAUGGUAUUUAAAAGCAUUUUUAUGGUAGUGCAUUGUGUGACUGAAGCAAAACAAAGUUUAUGACAAAAGAUGUGCAGAAAAGCUUUUAGACUCGACUAAGUUAGUUAUGACAAAAUUCAUUUGUGAAAUUUCAUGAUUUUUCGUUGUUUGGGCUUUGAAAAUAUUACCUUUUUAUAGGCCUUUUAGGAUCCUAAAAAUGUCUGAAGAGUCUGUUUAGAUCAAAUAUCUAGAAAAAAAUCUGCUUCAAAGUUGAUAAUGUCUUCAAAAUUCUGAAAGUCUGUUGGAUAAAGUAAGAGGAGGUCAAGUUUAAGGUCAGCCAUAGAUCAUAAAGCUCUGAUAGGGAAACAUUUUACUUUGUAAGAAGUGAAUCUACACACAAAACAUUUGGAACACUCUUGGAAAAUGCCCACUAGAUGGUGCUGUAAUAUGAUAAACUUCCCUUUUAAACUAAAACUAACUUUACAGACAUUUUGACACUCUGGUCAUGCAAAUAAAACAUGUCUUCAUUUUAGUUCUGUGGAUGGAGAUAUCUUUUGUGAGGGGACUGUCCUGAAGGCUUCUAAAAUCAUCUGAACGUGGGAGGUCUCAUUUGAGGAACUUCUUCAUCUCCUUACUCAAAACCCUCAGUCCUCUCACAAAUGCAAUAGUCUUCAUCAAACGAACUAAUAUAUCAGAGUUCUCCGCCUCCUCCCUGGUUUUACUUUCAUACCUCUCCUCCACUCUUUUCCACUCCUCCUUCAGCUCACUGUCAUAGUGUUCCUUCAGUUCUCUCAGCUGCUCUUCUUUUUCCUCUUUUGCUUUCUUUCUCUCUGCUUCUAUUUCCUCCCUCUCUCUCUUCCUCUCCUCGUUCAUCUUCAACUUCUCCCCCUCUCUCUCCUCUUCCAUCUCUUUCCUCUCCCUCUCUCUCUCAGUCUGUAUUUCCUCGCUGAUUUUCUUCAUCUCUUUUUCAUACUUCUGCUUAAUUGUCUUCUCUAGUUCUUCUUUGUCUUUGCGUAUCUGCGCCUCUUUCUGCUUCAGGAUAUGUUGUUUCUUCUCGUCCAGCGCCUGCUCAGCCUCUUGGAACAUCUCAUUGGUGUAGUGACUUCCUCCGUUCCUCUGGACUACAUUUCUGAUCUUCUGGAGCAACUCAGUGACCUGAGAGCGAUCUAUCUUUUCCGUGUUGUUGAAGACAUGGUACUGGCCAUGACAUCUGGCCACAAACUCCUGCAGGUCUGGACUUCCUGCCAAGAAAUCUUCGAUGGUGGUGUUUUCCAAUUCCAGCUCAUCACCUCCAGUAAACAGGACCAUACUGUAUCUGUCUGCAGCCUGGCCAAAGAUCUCUUGAAUCCUCUGCACUGUUUGCUUCCCCUCACUGGUGUAUCUUCCCAGCCUGAUGACCACCAGGAACACAUGGGGUCCAGGAGCAGCAUAAAUGAUGCACUUGGUGACAUCUUUGGUUGUUUUUUCCAUGUCAUACCUGGUGUCAAACAGGCCCGGAGUGUCGAUGACAGCAACCUUUUGUCCAUCCACUGUACAUCUGCCCUUUGAACAGUUUACAGUCAUAGACUCUGCACCGAGCUUUGAUUCAAACCACUCUCGACCCAGGAUGGUGUUUCCACUGGCACUCUUUCCAAUUCCAGUCUUCCCCACCACCACUAUCCUCAGCUCCUCAUCAUUUGUUAAGAUGUGUCCUGUGUAAAAAGUAGGAAAAACUCACUAAGAAGCUGCUCAAAGCUCAUAGUUCAAUGUAUUAAAUUUCACUUAAACAUAUAACUUAAUCUUCUUAAGUUAAACUCCUAAAUUCCUUUGGAUUAACCCUCGUGGGACGAUUAAAGGAACAUAGUAUCUUGUCUCAAGAGUGGGGUUGCUGUUGAAAAUAUAAAUUUAAUUUGAUGGUUUGCAAAUCAUACAAAGUCAAUGUAACAUUGAAUUACCGUAAAGACAACAUAUGAAAUAUUAAAACUGACAAAAAAUAUAUAUUUUUGAUUAAAUUUAUUGCCAGCAACAAGUUUCCAAAGUGUUAGUACAGGUUCAUGUUUUUCAUUGUGUGUCAUCCGCUCUUCUUUCACCAACACUCUGAAAAUGUUAGUGAACCCAGCAGACCGGUUUCUGGAGUUUCAAAAGCAAAAUGUCCCAUUCUAGCUUGAUAAAGGAUUCACUUCAGACUUUGCAUUAUUUUUGGUGUCAUGAUGCUCCAAAUGUUUUCAGUGGGUGAAAAGUCAGGACUGCAACAGACCAGUUUAAUCAGCAGCAGAACUCCUCUACUACAGAGCCGUGCUGUUGUAAUCCCUGCAGAAUGUGGUUUGUCAUUGUCUUGCUGAAACAUGAGUGUCUUCCCUGAAAUAGUCAUUGUCUGGAUGGCAGCAGAUGUUGCUCCUAAACCUGGUCAUAUAGUUCAGUGUUAAUGGAGCCUUUACAGAUGUGUAAGAUACUCGUGACGUGGACAAUUACGAUCCCCAAACCACCAGGGAUGCUGGCUUUAAACUGUAGUGAUAGCAAGCUGUGGAUGGUAAGGAUUUCCAAAAAGGAAGUCAAUUUCAGACUUAUCAGACCACAGGGCAGUUUCCUCCUCCCUGUAAUCCAUUUUAAACAGGCUCAGGUCCAAAAGUUGGGAACAUUGGCUUUUUAACUUCAAACUGCUUGUUUCAGUCUGUUUUUUAACAAAUUUUUUUCACCUCUGUUUUUUUAUGUGCUGAUGUGAUGUUUGUAUCGUGUAGAGUUCAACACUUACGAGAAAAGGCGGCAGUUCCUCUAACUGCCUUCACUUCUAACUGAAAGUGAAACUGUGUAACAAAAGCCUCUCCACCCAUCCACAAUGGCUUUUGUUUGAACAUUUCUCACAUUUUAACAAUAAACCUUUUGCUUAACAAGAUUUUACUUUUGUUAACAAAUAAAUUUACAAAAAUAUUUGGCAGAACACAACUCAAUAAGAAAAAACCUCUUCUCAGUUUUCCUUUGUGGGACAGAAGUCAAAUACUCCUACUGACCAAAAUACUCCUCUCUGAAUGGUAAUUUUAGUUGUUAUGAUGUUGUGAUUUAAAGUUUGCAGUAUCAUUGAGAACAAAUGUUAAACAGAGCUCUUUGUUAAACCACUUCAAAUAACUGAGCAUUAAAACAUAACACAGUAUCAUGACUUACCUGAGUUAACAGCCAUGUUCAAUAUGUUAUGUCUGCCUUCCACCGUGAUGUGAAAGAGUUUGAGGUUAAUUCUUCUCCUGAAGACACAGAGCUCCCUGUGUGUGCUCCAUUGUCAUUCGCUCACACACCGGUAUAUAUCUGCACUGGGAUCAAAAUGAAAGUGAAACUUAGUCUUGAAUUUGCGUCAGGGGGAUUUUUUUUUUAACUCUUCAGCCCCCAAAGAAUUUGAACUCUGUGUAAAAGGUGGAUAAAAACAGAUUGUGGUGAUUUUUAAAAUGUAAAGUUUGGGGUUUUUGACGACAAGACAGGUUUUACUUUGCCUCAGUCCACCUUAAAUAUGUGUGUAGAUGUAUUGACUUUUGUGUUGUUGUGUGUGUCCUCAGGAAGUCAGGGAGGUCCGGCGAUGUCCCCUCACUCUCACAGAGUAUCUGCAGCUCAGUCUGGAGGAGGUAACACACCAACACUAGCACAUGUUUUUAUCCUCUCACAUUUCAAGUUUCACUCCAGUCAUCUUCUGUCUGAGUCUAAACACUACAUUACCCAUGUGCCCAUAAGCUACUGCUGUCAUGGAAAAGUAAUAAGUCCGAAGAAAUGUUUGAUUACACCUUGACUUUGACAGCAGGUAAGGGGCAUGGCCUUCUAACAGCUGUCUGUCUGUCUCUGCAGGCCUUCUUCCUGGUCUACAGUCUGGGCUGCCUGUCUGUCUACCUCAACCAGGUAAAUGUCUGUCUCUGUAUUUUUACCUAGACUGAAAUCAAAGGUCACUGAGGUGUAAAAAAAAGUAUUGAGGCCACAUUAAAGAAACAAAAAAGCAUUAAGAUUUCAAAAAUAGAGUCAUGAUUUUGCAAGAGUGCAGUUAGGUUAUGGGAAUUAGCAUGACAUUAAAUACAAGAUGGGUAAAAUCAGGGCUUAUUGAACACACUCUUGACCACACAACCCUUUACUCAUCUUUGAUUGGUCAGGAGCCCCUAUCAAUCCUUCAGCUGUGGCAGACAUUCCGGUCCCUGCGUCCUGACUUCAUCAGCUCUUAUGCAGCCUAUCAGCACUUUCGAAGCAAGGGGUGGGUCCCUAAAACAGGGGGCGGAGCCAAGUAUGGUGUCGACCUCAGUAAGAGACACACAAACACACAAAAAAAUUAACUUAAAAAAAAAAAAAAAAGGAAAGCAAAACUUGGUGUACUGUUUGAUGUUUUUUUUUUUUUAAUUUCCUCCUACCCUUUAUUGUAUUAUUAUUUAUUUAAUUUGCUGAUGCACUGUAUGUUUUAUAUUGUAAUGAUGUUUUUGGUGUGUGCUUGUGUUAAUUGUUUUUAAUUAGCUUCGUUUGUCUGUUUUUGUGAUUAUCACUGUUCUGUCUAUUGGUGGUUUAUGUCAUGUUGUGUUAUUUUUGUUAAAAUAAAAAAACUAUUAAAAAAAAAAAAAAAAAAAAAAAACACACACAAUAAAAUCCCAGAUUAGGAGCAGGACAUUUUCCAGAAACCAGAAAAGAAAAAAAUGACCAACCACAUUACAAUGGGAUAUGUACCUUGAGAAUGUCUUUUUUUUCCUGUGUUUUCAGUGUUGUACAGAAAAGGCCCACCUUUCUACCAUGCCAGGUACCACACACACACACACACUCCUCCUAACUCUGAUAAAAUUUAAAUUUUCACCCUCUGUCCUUGUCAUUCAUUUUACAAAAUGAUCUCCAAUAUGGUCAAAAACUGAUUGUCCUUCUUCUUCCCCUAUAGUUAUUCGGUGGUAAUUGAGCGGGUGGACGAUGAGUUCAGAGGUUCAGGGCUGCGUCCAUUUUCAUGGUGCUCUCUGGCAGCUCUUAACAGGAUCACCUCCAACGUUUCCAAGGUAAUAAACUGUUUGACUUUGCAGAGUCACAUUUGUUUGUUGUUUGUUUCUGAAGUAUUUGUUUCUUAUUUACAGGAGCUCAUGUUUUGUUACAUCAUCUAUCCAGCAAACCUAUCAGAGGUAGAGCUGGACUCACCUGCAUGUCUGAGCAAACUGAAAGUUCAGGUGAGAAACCAGAAGAAACUGACAGUUUUCAGAUUCAAUUAUGAUUCGCUAGUCAGUCUGAGGAAAGUAAUCUGAAAGUGUUUGGAUCGGCUAAAGAAGUUUAUCAUACAAAAUAUUAUUAAAAACUUCUUUGAUCUGGUCACAUGGUUGCUCCCCAAACUGAUAACCAAAUUGUAAAUAAUUUAGAGCACAAAAAAAUGUCUCACUGGAUUUACUAUUAAAAGCUUUACGUACUAGAAACAAAGAAAAGUUGAACAUCAUUCUUAGAGGCAGAUAUUAUGACCAGACAAUAGCCAAUUGAGUUCUGAGAUCAGGUUUAUAUAAACUGUUAGAAAGGUUUUUAAAACAUAUUAGUGUCUUCUUUUUACAGAAAUAAGCUUUGGUCAUGGUUACAUUCACAUUUUGUAAAAGCCCUUCUGACAAACAUCAUAUGUCCAUAAUGAGGAUGUGAUUUCCCAUCAGGAGGUGAUUGUCAGUAGGUGGGUGUCUUCCAGAGAGCGAGCCGAGCAGGACAACAUCUGAAAGAAGGAUUUACACACUGACAACAUCACAAAGAGACUGGUGAUGAGGAUCACAUGAAGAUAAAAUGUUUAUUUAUGGACAAAUCAGAAACAAGAAGACACAAUGGGAUGUCACAAAAAGACUGUCCAGAUGUCUGAGUGUCCUUGAAUGCAUCAGCUGGUCGUCUUCAGUGGGGUCCAGGUCAACUGUGAUGUUUUCUUUUUUACCACCUGAGAUCAGAACUGCUAUAUAUGCUGUACCUCCAUAGGAUCAAUUAAUCAAAAAAGCUGCACUCCCACAAACUCUGAUUUUUUCACUUUUAGACACUGAAGAUGUCAUGAUCAAGGCUGCUCAGACUUAUUGGUGAACCAACAUUUUCAGUGAUCUCAUUCUUUCACCAAUAUUUUGUGGUUACUUGCCUCUUAAAUGUGUCAGACAAGCUCUGACAACUCAAUACAUUCUGUUUGGUUUAGGUGAUCACGGGCAGAUGCUGAAAGGGAAGUUAUGUUAUGACUGUUUCUGUGUUGAUAUCUAUACUAGAUGUUUAAGGACCUUCAAGGAAAUAAGGAAACAAGACAAAGAAAACAGAGAGGGAAAUAGGAAAUAUGGUGAGUGGUUAUGCUUAUAAAGCAGAGAAAUCCUGCUCGACGCAUAAGACAUCAUCACCCUGCCUACUCUAAAAAAGUGACUUUUCCGAAUUUUAAUCAGCCCAGUUUAGCAUCAGGACAGUUAUACUGUUGUAAUAUGUGAUAGCUGGCUCUUAGAGGUGUUGUGACAUAAUAUUUCAUUUAUUACCAAAAAUCUAUAUAUCAAGCUCAAAUGUUGGGUGUCAACACUGAACAUGGAAAAAGUUUCAAAAAGUGAGGUAAAUGUGUAGUGGAGGAAGACUGCCAGCUGCUCUGUAUGGCUUGUUCAUUAAGUUAUAAAAGUUGUCAUGACUA